This is a messenger RNA of Sorex fumeus (smoky shrew), 1503 nucleotides long. It is a transcript of the gene PTDSS1, whose product is annotated as phosphatidylserine synthase 1. NCBI's taxonomy places the organism in Eukaryota, Metazoa, Chordata, Mammalia, Eulipotyphla, Soricidae. Gene Ontology annotation, biological process: phosphatidylserine biosynthetic process. The transcript has 13 exons. Gene Ontology annotation, molecular function: L-serine-phosphatidylethanolamine phosphatidyltransferase activity. The record is from RefSeq and is a predicted model, not a curated record. Bases 29 to 1453 code for a protein of 474 amino acids.
UCCCAGGCUGCGGGGCCGGGGCGCGGGCAUGGCGGCCUGCGUGGGCAGCCGGACGCUGAGCAAGGACGACGUGAACUACCGCGCGCAUUUCCGCAUGAUCAACGAGCAGCAGGUGGAGGACAUCACCAUCGACUUCUUCUACCGGCCGCACACCAUCACGCUGCUCAGCUUCACCACCGUCAGCCUCAUGUACUUCGCCUUCACCAGGGAUGACUCGGUCCCGGAGGACAACAUCUGGAGGGGCAUCCUGUCGGUGGGCUUCUUCUUCCUCAUCAUCAGCGUCUUGGCGUUCCCCAACGGUCCCUUCACGAGGCCGCAUCCAGCCCUGUGGCGCAUGGUGUUUGGCCUCAGCGUGCUCUACUUCCUGUUCCUCGUCUUCCUCCUCUUCCUCAACUUCGAGCAGGUCAAGUCGCUCAUGUACUGGCUGGACCCCAACCUCCGCUAUGCCACCCGGGAGGCGGAUGUCAUGGAGUACGCGGUGAACUGCCACGUGAUCACCUGGGAGCGCCUGGUCAGCCACUUGGACAUCUUCGCCUUUGGGCACUUCUGGGGCUGGGCCAUGAAGGCGCUUCUCAUCCGCAGCUACGGGCUCUGCUGGACCAUCAGCAUCACCUGGGAGCUCACGGAGCUCUUCUUCAUGCACCUCCUGCCCAACUUCGCCGAGUGCUGGUGGGACCAGGUCAUCCUGGACAUUCUCCUGUGCAACGGCGGCGGCAUCUGGCUGGGCAUGGUGGUUUGCCGCUUCCUGGAGAUGAGGACCUACCACUGGGCCAGCUUCAAGGACAUCCACAGCACCACGGGCAAGAUCAAGAGGGCCGUGCUGCAGUUCACGCCGGCCAGCUGGACCUACGUGCGCUGGUUUGACCCCAAGUCGUCCUUCCAGAGGGUGGCGGGCAUCUACCUGUUCAUGAUCAUCUGGCAGCUGACCGAGCUGAACACCUUCUUCUUGAAGCACAUCUUCGUGUUCCAGGCCAGCCACCCACUCAGCUGGUGUCGGAUCCUCUUCAUCGGCGGCAUCACGGCGCCCACCGUGAGGCAGUACUAUGCUUACCUCACCGACACGCAGUGCAAGCGUGUGGGGACCCAGUGCUGGGUGUUCGGGGUCAUCGGCUUCCUGGAGGCCAUCGUGUGCAUUAAGUUCGGUCAAGACCUCUUCUCCAAGACCCAGAUCCUCUACGUGGUGCUGUGGCUGCUGUGUGUGGCCUUCACCACCUUCCUGUGUCUGUACGGCAUGGUGUGGUACGCGGAGCACUACGGCCACCGGGAGAAGACCUACUCCGAGUGCGAGGACGCCUCCUACAGCCCCGAGAUCUCCUGGUCACACCGGAAAGGGGCGAAAGGUUCCGAGGACAGCCCCCCCAAGCACUCUGGCAACAGCGAGGGCCACUCCUCCCGGCGCCGGAACCGCCACUCCAAGGCCAAAGUCACCAACGGCGGCGUGGGCAAGAAGUGAUGGGGCGCGGGGACCCCGGGGUCACUGUCGGGGUCACUGUCGCAUCGCGG